Bathycoccus prasinos is the source of this 3246-nucleotide messenger RNA. RefSeq lists its product with no specific name. Gene Ontology annotation, biological process: ubiquitin-dependent protein catabolic process; protein ubiquitination. The coding region runs from base 1 to 3246 and encodes 1081 amino acids. Lineage: Eukaryota; Viridiplantae; Chlorophyta; Mamiellophyceae; Mamiellales; Bathycoccaceae. Gene Ontology annotation, molecular function: ubiquitin protein ligase binding. The transcript has a single exon. Gene Ontology annotation, cellular component: cullin-RING ubiquitin ligase complex. The record is from RefSeq and is a predicted model, not a curated record.
AUGCGCAAAACCGUGGACACGAAACACGAGAGGGAAAACGAGCACGACGUCCCGUCGUCAUCCUUGGGAGGAGGAGGAGGAUUAAGAGGAGGAUCGAUGAUGAAAAAACAGAAGCAUUACGCCGCGACGACAAAGACGACGACGAAAAUGAUGAGCAACAACACUCCGUUUUCAACGUUGCCGUAUUAUAAACACUUGCCUCCGUUACACAACCAGGACGAGUGGGAGAAAGAGUGGGAGCAGUUGCGAGCGGCGAUUCAGUGCGUGUUCGAAAACGCGACGAAACACUUGUCGUUCGAAGAGCUGUCGAACGUAGUGUAUAGGAUGGUGCUGAGCGGGAGUUCGACGACGCGGUUUAUGCGGGAGAAGUUGAAAAAGGAGUUAAGGAAAAGAGCGUGGAUGAUUAAGGAAGAGCUGAAAAGGAUGGAGAGGACGACUUUUGCAAGUGGUGGUGAAGGAGACUACGGCGGCGGGUACGAGGAAGAGGAGGAAGAGAAGAGCGCGUUGGCGUUUUUAGAAGCUAUGAUUAGGAAAUGGAGCGAGUUUGAGCAACAAGUGGAAGUGAUUCGGGACGUGUUCAUGCACAUGGAGAGGAAAAAGUUGGACGACGGCGACGCCGCGAACGGGAGCGGCGGGAGUUACGCGGGGAGAGGCGCGCCGGCGACGACCCCGGCGCAAAGGAGAGAGAAUGAAAAGAAGAAGAAAAAGUUGGGCGUGCGAUCGUUAGGACGGGAGAUUUUUUCGCAGAAUAUGUUUGGGAUACCUUCGAAGAUUGAUCUAGACGACGAGAAAUACGCGCUCGAAGCGAGGAAAAGUACGAUUACCGCCCACUUGCAAGCGUGCGUGAAAAUGCUGCUCGAUCGCGAAAGAAGAGAAAUGCAAAGACGAAUCAUGGAAUACGAGAAGACGGAGGAGGCUGAAAAUGCUCCGGUUUCGCUCAUCGCCGACGAUGAGAACGACGACGAGAACAUCGUUGACGACGAUGUGGAAAGAAGAGAGGUGAUGGUAGCGGCAUCAGCGGCGGCGGCGAGGGCGGCAAAAAGCAACGAGAACGAAGAAAGCGCAUCGACAAAGAGGAGAAGCGUGAUCAAACGCACGGCAGAAAUGUUUUGGACGCUCAGCGCGCGAGCGAGCGAGUGUGGGUACGAAGACAUUUACGAGAAUAUCAUCGCCUCUGAGUCCGUUCUCCAGGCGGACGAGGUAUACACAACGUAUACCUUGAGCAUCGCCGAAAGCGCGCGAGACUGUUCGCAGUAUUUGCGAAGGUGUAAGACGCUUCUGAGACACGAGAAAUAUCUCGUCGCGGAUACGAUGGCGUCGAAAUCAGACACCGCGAAAAGGAUCAUUCGCACCAUUCAAACUGCAAUGUUCGGCAUUAAGAGUCAAGCUCGCGAACAUGCGUUUGUGAGAGGAUUCUUUGCGCUGAUGAUUAAUGAUGACAUGAAUAUGAAUCCGCAAGACGAUCUCGAUUUGCGUUCGCACGAAGAGCUGGUAGUCGUCGAUGGCGUCACGACGACGGCAAUGAUACCGCAAACAACAUCAACUAAUAAUAAUAAUAAUAAUAAUAAUGCAUCAACGAGGGUUAUGAAUUUGAGCGACGAGGUGCGAUAUGCGGACGUCCGUCUCGCGUACGAUUUGUUUGCAAAAUUAACCAACGAAGACGGACUCGACACUUUGAGAUCGGCCUUGUACGUUCGCGUCGAAGAGUUGGGCAACGCCAUCGUCGUUGCGAACGAAAAGAACCCCAUCGAAUUCGUUCGCGCGACGAUACUUCUGAAGAAUAAAACAGAUAUGGUCAUAAAAAAAGGAUUUCGUGGCGAUAAAACGUUCACCAACCGCGCGUAUGCCGCGUUCGAGCACUUUUUGAACGAAAACAAGAGGUCGAGCGAGUUUUUAUCGUUGUAUUUGGAUCAUUAUCUCCGCGGUAAUCUCUCUGUCGAGGACAUGGAAGUAGAAGAUGAUCAGAAGAAAACAACGACUACGCAGCAAAUAUGGAAAGAAGCCGGCAAAGCGACCAUUGUUACGACAUCCGACGCGGCUAUCGACGCGUGCAUAGCCAUCUUUCGAUUUUUGCGAGAAAAAGAUACAUUUGAAAUGUAUUACCAAUUGCACUUGUCCAAGCGCCUGUUGGCCUCCAAAGCCGUAUCAGACGAUCACAGCGAACGCGACGUGGUAUCAAAACUCAAGCUCGAAUGUGGGUACCAAUACGCGCAAAAGGUUGAAGUGAUGUUGAACGACGCGAGUUUAUCUAAAGCGAUAACGAGAAAAUUCAACGAACUCGUCGAGCAUAGCCAACGCGGUGGCGAUUAUAACACGAGGAGCAGACUCAUCACGACUGACUACAUCGGAAAAGAUACAGGUAACGUGCACCCAGACGUAAUUCUGGGAGGCAGAAAGAUGAUGAGAGAUGAACGGUUUUUUGAAGUUACCAGGAAAACAGAACUCGGCGUGAAGGUGUUGACAACCGGGUCUUGGCCGUUGACAAAAUUGAGCAAAUUGAAGUUUCCGAAAAAUUUACCGCGCACGUGUCAAGAUAUGCAAAAACUCUUCGUGAAUCAUUACGAAGCGAAUUACGGGGCCAGGCGCAUCGCGUGGCGUCCGGAUUGCGGCACUGCUGAGCUCCGAGUUCAGUUCAACUCGGGCGAAAAGCUGUUAAUCGUCAGUACGAUGCAAAUGUGCAUCUUGGAGAUUUUCAACGACCACGAAGCGGUAUCCUUGCGCCAAAUCUCCAAAAUCUUGGACGUGGAAUACGACGCAUGCAUCAAAGCUUUGCACAGCAUGGUCUUCUCUAAAGAGAAGAACGUUUUGCUUCGAAAUAAGAAGACAUCCAUGUCUCAAACGAAUAACAACAACAACAACGAAGUUACUUCUAUGGACAUCGGCAACGAAGGGAGAAUUUCCAAAGACGACAUCUUCAUGUUCAACGAUAACUUUGAGUCCAAGCACUACCGCAUUAAAAUCGCCUCGGUGUCCACGUCCAAGAAAGAAACCGUUGAAGAGGCGAAAAGAACCGCAGAAAUCAUUCACGAAGAUCGAAAACCAGAAAUUGAAGCCGCUAUCGUUCGCGUUUUGAAAGCGAAACGAAAAGUCGAGCACAACGCGUUAAUCGCUGAAGUUGCCGUAGCGCUUCGCAGCCGAUUCAAGGUUGACGUAGGGGAAACGAAAAGACGCAUCGAACGGCUCAUCGAGCUCGAAUACGUCGCCAGAGACGAUGAAGAUCGAAAGAUUUAUCGGUACUUGUGUUAA